AUGGCUGGCAGUCACACCCAGCUUGAGCCCUACAGACCCUUGAAAGCCCAGAAAGGGAAGAGGCCACCGAGGGCGCCCUUAGCACCCAGGGCUCCUGGGCCAGAGGAGGAGGAUCCCAGGGUGAAGUGCAGGGACUGUGGAGCUUUUGGGCACAAGGCAUCCAGCAGCAGGUGCCCCAUGAAGCACUGGGGCAGGGCCCUCGACCUCCAGGCUUUGGGCUCCAGGAAGCUGAAGGAGAACGUAGAACCACGGAGUCAGCAGGACCAGGAGAACCCUGGGCCCUUGAAGCAGGCUGAGAGGAAGAAGGGAGAGGGACCAAGGCAAGAAGCCUGGCAGAGGGAGGCCCUGCUCCAGAGAUUCCCCAGGCGACCCCAAGGGGGGCAGAAGCAAACCUGGAAGGAUUGCACAGAAUCCUGCAGCUACGUGAGGAAAUCCGAGGGAUUCUUUGGUCACGUCCCUGUGAGUGUCCUCCAUGAGGACCUGCAGGUGUCCUCGUCCUCUGAAGACAGUGGGAGAGAGUGA
Enhydra lutris kenyoni (northern sea otter) is the source of this 522-nucleotide messenger RNA. RefSeq names its product family with sequence similarity 90 member A1. The record is from RefSeq and is a predicted model, not a curated record. The transcript has 4 exons. The coding region runs from base 1 to 522 and encodes 173 amino acids. Lineage: Eukaryota; Metazoa; Chordata; Mammalia; Carnivora; Mustelidae.